Purpureocillium takamizusanense is the source of this 2931-nucleotide messenger RNA. RefSeq lists its product as uncharacterized. The coding region runs from base 582 to 2030 and encodes 482 amino acids. The record is from RefSeq and is a predicted model, not a curated record. Lineage: Eukaryota; Fungi; Ascomycota; Sordariomycetes; Hypocreales; Ophiocordycipitaceae. The transcript is spliced from 5 exons. Gene Ontology annotation, biological process: DNA-templated transcription; regulation of DNA-templated transcription. Gene Ontology annotation, molecular function: DNA-binding transcription factor activity, RNA polymerase II-specific; zinc ion binding; DNA binding.
GGCCGGCCGGCGUUGCUCCGUACGGACCUGUCUCAUGGCGUCAACCAACACGCGCCCGAUUCUCAUGAGUCCGCCGCACUGAAUCGCGAUCCUCCACCCCCCUCCCCCCCUCUUCCUUCCCUCCGCUCCGGACUGGAGUCCGAGCCCGCCCGCGUCUUCUUGCGCCGCCCGCAAAAGCCAUGGCCUCCGGAUCCGCGUCGGCGGGCGCGGCGAAGCCCAAGAAGACGCGCGCAAAGCACGCCUGCCGCGAGUGCAACUCCCGGCGGGUGAAAUGCAACGUCACGGAGAGGCAGCCGUGCGCCAAUUGCGCCGCAUCGGGCGCGACGUGUGAGGUGCUGCCCUCCCGGCGAGGCAGGUGAGUCUCGACCUCUCUCGCUCUCUCGCUUCUCAACUGGGACGCAUGAAUGGAUCUGGCCUCGAGCUGUUCCUUCGUGCCUGCGUGAGUGAGUGAGUGAGUGAGCGAGCGAGCGACUGAAUGAGUGAGUCGAAGAAGAGUCUGACUGAGAGGCGUCGUCGUCGUCGUCACCGCGCACAGGUAUCCUCGCCGCUCACGCCGGCUUCAACCGCUCGCCGCCAGCGAGAUGAGCCCCAGUCACGGGGGAGACUCGACGCAGCCUCCUUCAUCCUCCCACGUCGUCGAACCCACCAUCUCGCUGGGCUCGGAGCACGAUCCCAGCGCAUCGAGUCCCCUCCGCGGCUAUCACGCCUCGCCGCCACAGCCGCACAUCGUCGCCGCCUCGGAGCACGUCGCGCCCCCCACCGAGGCGACCAUCGAGACGCCCUCGUCGACCUCGGCGGCGGGGACGCUCUUCUUCGGCGAGUCCAACUUCCUGACGCUCGUGCCGGGCGAUGAGGCCGCGACCGCGGGCGGCGGCGGCGGCGGCGGCGGCAUCGGGGGCGGCAGCACGGCCGGGGGCCAGAAGCCGCGCCUCACCUUCCCCAUCCCCGGCAGCCCGGGCUCGCAGUCGCAGGCCGAGGGCGCGGGCACCAGCGCGGGCACGAUGCGCUACCUGCGCGACGAGGGCGCGCUGACGCUGCCCGACCUGCAGACGUGCCUCCCCGCGCUGCAGGCUUACUUCACCUGGUUCCACCCGUCCUUCCCGAUCCUCGACCGCGCCGAGAUCACGCGCCGCCUCGCCGCCAUGGACAUCUCGCGCUUCCUGCUGCAGUGCAUGCUCUUCAUCGGCGCCACGUACUGCGACGACGACACUAUCCUGGCCAUGGGCUUCGGCGACCGCAGCGAGGCCAAGCGGCUGCUCUACCAGCGCGCCCGGCUGCUGUUCCACGCCGACUGGGAAAAGGACGAGCUCAUCCUCAUCCAGUCCAUCUUCCUCAUGAGCUUCUGGCGCGGAGGGCCCGCCGACGUGAGGGACGUGCGCUACUGGCUCGGCGUCGUGAUAACGCUGUCCGAGUCCCACGGCCUGCACAGAUCGCCGCGAUCACAAGUCUCCAAGAGCAUACAGGUAGCGCGGAUGCGCAGGAGGAUAUGGUGGUGCAUAUACGUGCGGGAGCGGCAAGUAGCUGUGGCAUUGGGCCUUCCGAGCCGCAUCAGGGACGAAGACUGCGAUGUCGAGCCGCUGACGACCAGCGACCUCGAGUCAGAAAUCUGCUGCUCCAGCAACUCUCUCUUCGGGUCCUGUAAGCCCGAGCACAUUACCUACGCUCUCAAGAUGGUUGAUCUUGCCAAAUUACUGGGCCGAAUCAUCGACCUCCAGUUCUCACCCGGGCAGCCGACGUCGUCGGCGGCGACGGACGUGGAGGGCCUAGACCGGGCGCUCGAGGCGUGGCGCAACAGCCUCCCCGAGAGCAUGAAGUGCGCGACCGACGAGGGCAGCGAGUCGGUGUGGACGUGUCUCUUGCAUCUCGCGUACAACCACCUGCGCAUCCUAAUACACAGAAACAGCUUCCUCAAGUUCGACGAGGGCAACAAGUGGAAUCAGGUCGUGACGAGCGCGGCGUGCCGCAUCAGCCGCAUCGCCGAGGACAUGUCUACGCACGGGACGCUGCGCUACGGACAGAUGCACCUGUGAGUGGUUUUCCUCCGCAUGGAUCCAAAAAAAAAAACAAAAAAAAAAGCUACAGCCGUCGAGGAGGCACAGAGAGAGAGAGUGAGAGAGAGACAAUGGGCUGACGCAGACACACAUACGCAGCAUAACCAGCCUCUUUGCGGCGCUGUGCAUCCACGCCAUCAGCAUCCGGCGCGGCAUGGGCGUCUCGCGGCGCAUCGCCGAGCACCGCGCGCAGAUGUGCCUGCUCUGCCUGAAGGAGAUCCAAAAGUACUGGCGCAUCAACAACAACGUGCUGGACCUGUUCCUGCGGUACCUGGACCGCUCCAUCGCAGACCGGCUCCACGCCGCGCAGACGGACAGCGCGGGCGGCGUGCCCGGCUCGCCCCUCGGCGACGGCGGCGGCGGCGGCAACGGCAGUGGCAUGGUGACGGAGCGGUUCGGGUCGUCGGUUGCGGCGGCAGGCUUGUCGCCGGCGUCGAUGCCGCCGCCGACGGGGGGUCCACGCGGUGACGCCUUUUCACCCGGGACGGCCGAGCAGCAGCACCAGGGACGCGCGCCGCCCGACAAUCUGAUGCUGCUGGAGGACCAAUACUUCAACCUGGUGCACGGGCACUGGGAGGGCGACGACGCGCUGGGCGACCUGGGGCUGUUCCUGCAGGCCGACGACUUUGCGCCGCUCAAGGGGCUCAACGUGCUGGGACGGUCGUUGUAGCUAGCGGGCCGUGGCGCGAACGGGAUGGGAUGUACUGAUGGACUGAGACGUUUGAUACCUGUUAGUUGGUAGAGAAGAAGACGGAGGAAAGGAACGGAACGCAGAGAAGGGAGCGCGAGCUUCAAGUACUGACUUACAUGUAUGUAUGUACAUCGUAUGUACAAUCUACGUAUGCAUAUCUCGGUCUGUAAAGCUUUUCUAAAAACAAGC